AUGCGCUUCUCUGCAGCCUCAGCCCUCCUGGGCCUGCCUCUCCUCGCCAGCGCGCAGGAUGUGCCGGAAUACCAGGCUCAGUUCCAGAACUAUCUGGACAAGUUCAUGUCCUAUGUCCCCAACCCGAGCAAGUCGGACCCCAUUGGCGCCGCCCAGGCCAAGGCCGGGUCGCUGAAGAUGGACAUCUUGACCUUGAACAACUGGAGAGAUGUUCUCUACAGCCACGUCACUCCUCAGACCGAGACUCCCGAGGAGACCUGGGUGCUGAUCACCGGAGGAAACAAGACCUGCUUUGGCCACUGCGAGAAGGUCGAGACCGCCUUCAACCAGACUGCCGCCAAGUUUGCGCUGACCCCCGGCGCUCCUCACACUGCCCUGCUGAACUGCGAGAACGAGCCCGUCCUCUGCAACUCGUGGUCCGCCCCUACCGGUGCCCUCUGGAUCUUCGAGAUGCUGCCUCCCCCCGCCGAAAUCAACCUCUACGCCAAGCGCUUCAACCUGACCACUGUUACCAGCGACGACUUCGCCCAGCUGCAGAAGGAAGGACACAAGACCAACGCUAAGCUGCACGAUGGUAUCUUCCACCCAAUCAACGGUUGGUUCGCUCAGAACGGCGUGCAGACCCCCGUAGGAUACGUCCUCUGGUUCUUCAACCUCGUUCCCAGCUGGCUCUUCAUGGUCGUCGUCUCUAUGGUGUCCAGAACUAUGAUGGGCAACCGAAUGGGUCAACAGGGUGCCCGCGCUGGUCCCCGUCCCGCGGCUACCGGCCAAGCUCAGGCUCGGUAA
This is a messenger RNA of Neoarthrinium moseri, 786 nucleotides long. RefSeq lists its product as uncharacterized. Lineage: Eukaryota; Fungi; Ascomycota; Sordariomycetes; Amphisphaeriales; Apiosporaceae. The record is from RefSeq and is a predicted model, not a curated record. The transcript has 3 exons. The coding region runs from base 1 to 786 and encodes 261 amino acids.